AUGGAUGCGCUGAAUGACAGGGAGCCAGUGGACGUUCUGCAGGACAGGGGUGAGAUGUUCGCGGGAACAGGGAUGAUAGAGCACGUUGCUCACCUUCGAGAGGAGCUGGACAGAGUGAGGGGAGAGAAAAAGGACUUCAAGCGGGAGAGGGACAUGUACCACUCCAUAAGAGAAGUUGCUGCGAUGAGAAUGAAGAAUGUCAGGGGCAAGCUGACAACUGUGAAGAAGGCCACUGAAGAGGAUGAUGUGCGUCAUCGAGCUGAGAAAGAAGUGCAUGAGAAGAAGCUGAAGCACCUCCAGAGUGAACACCAGGACACAGUGUCUGAGGUGAAAGAAGCCCGUUUGGUCACCGCUGACACGCUGCAGAAGGAGCAGGAUGAGCUGCGGGACGAGCUUUGUAGCAACAUGAAGGCCAUCAUGGUGGACAUGCACAGCUCGGAAUAUGAACAUCAAGUCAAGGAACUUGACCUGAAACACCAGGAAGAAAUGGCUGCAACCAGGGACAAACUGGACAGGGGACACGCAGAAUAUACAGACAAAUGGGAGGAAAAGCUGCAGAAAAGAAAGUUGUUGACGGACAGCAUGUUAAUCCAGCGAAAGCUGGAGUGGGAGACCCGCAUCGUGGCUGUUCAACAAAAAGGCGACACAACCAUCAGGGACGUUAAGGAGAAAGCCGAGGAGAAAGAUGCUUUAGUGCUGAAGCAGACUAACGAGGCCAUCGAUAACUUCACCAAAGAAAACCGUAAACUGAAGAGGGAAGUGAAUAUAAUAAAACAGGACGUGGAUUCUGCUUUGCUGGAAAAGCUUCAGCUUGAAGAGAGUCUGACUAAAGUCAGGAAGGAAACCGCUUUCUGGGACAAGAUGCAAACAUGCACAGAGAAAAUGCCCCCAAUGCCCAAAUUAAAAGUCCUGAAAGACCUGAGAGUGGAUCAUGCGGGUCUGGAAAAACAAUUCUGCAAGGUUCAGCAGGAGAGGGACGAGCUGUUGGCCUCAUUCGAGCAGACAGUUCUGAAGAAGCAGCAAGAGGCAGAUUUUCUGAACAUCAUGUUGGAGCGCAGGAUUCAGGCGGUGAAGGAUCGUCUGGAGGAGGUUGAGGCUCAGCUCCAGUCUGCGGCCUCGGCUCCAAACAUGGACCUCACUGGCCUCACCAACAAAGAGGAGGGAAACAACGUGUGUCCUGUAGGCUCGUAUGGACAUGGAUGGACAUGGUCUCAUGAGGAUCGUGAAAGGACAACGUAG
Nematolebias whitei (Rio pearlfish) is the source of this 1239-nucleotide messenger RNA. Its product is annotated as dynein regulatory complex subunit 4-like. Bases 1 to 1239 code for a protein of 412 amino acids. Gene Ontology annotation, cellular component: Golgi apparatus; microtubule; motile cilium. Lineage: Eukaryota; Metazoa; Chordata; Actinopteri; Cyprinodontiformes; Rivulidae. The transcript is spliced from 9 exons. Gene Ontology annotation, molecular function: microtubule binding; small GTPase binding. Gene Ontology annotation, biological process: flagellated sperm motility. The record is from RefSeq and is a predicted model, not a curated record.